This is a messenger RNA of Prorocentrum cordatum, 685 nucleotides long. NCBI's taxonomy places the organism in Eukaryota, Dinophyceae, Prorocentrales, Prorocentraceae. The record is from the annotation of a GenBank genome assembly.
AUGGCGAGGGGGAGCGCGAUCCUUCCCGAGGCCCUCCGCAAGACUCUCGGGGGCGCUGUUCUGGACGAGAGCAGCAUCUUCGUCGAGGCCCUCGCGCGCGCCGACGGCACGAAGCCCCGCUUCCGCGCCGGCCUCCCGCGCGGCCACGCUGGGCAAGAGGGGCUGUCGAAGAUCGCGGACCUUCCCGCUGCGCCCAUGGACGUCCACGCAAGAACGGACAUCUCCGACUUUGGGGCCCUGCUGAUGGACCGGGCCAACGAGGAGAUCCAGGGCCCCGACGGAGAAGCAGGCGGUGCCCUCGCUAACUGGAAGGACCCCCAUGGGCAACAGUGCCGCUUCGACGUGGCACAGGACCUUACAGCGAAGUCGAAUUUCAGUGGCCUCCCUCCACCGUUCAAGCGCAAGAGCGAGCCUGGCGGGCCGCGCGCCGUUCAGAUUUUCGUCGCGGGCGCUGGCGAGGGCAAAGUGCACGUUUUCAAGGGCGCUGGCUCGAAGAGCGAGUUUCAGAAGAUGGCCAACUGCGAGCGCGCGCGCCAUGGCGCGGGCAUCGCGCAUCAGCGCGGGAAUCAGCGCGGGGCAGGCCGCAAUGCGAUCUGUCAUCUCCUGGGGAAGCUCGGCGGCCUACAGAUCCGCUUUCCCGAGCUGACCACCGCGGCGAAGCCUGCCAUGCGAUCGACCGAGGGGG